AAAAUAACUGUGGCGAACCUUUGGACUCUCCGCAACCGUCCAUAUUGAAAUGUGACCGAUUUGAAAUGCACAUUUUUUGGAUAGUGAUUUUACGCGCGUCUUUUUUUUAGUGAUUUUGUCUGAUGAUGGUCGGUUGCUGAUUUCAGAGGGAAACCGAAAAUUCAUGGAUUAUUGUAAGAUGUCUGUCAGAUGGAUUUAUGCUGUUUUGGCGUGGUUGCUGAUAGCGACCAGGGAAGGCGCCGCAUAUAUGUCAGGUUUCGACCCCGUUACCGAUUUAUCGUCUUCGGCACUGGAGGCAACUGACGAAGUCAGUUUGGAGGUCCCACUGACUGAACCUUUUCCAUUUUACAAUAGGAAAUAUGACAGCAUUUUCGUAAACGAUGAUGGUAUCCUAACACUAGGAGCACCGCUACCCGCCUCAUUGCCUGGCCCCGUUGCGCUCCCCAUGGGAGAUGUGGACUUCUCAGGAGACGCCAACUUGGACAGGGAGAAGGCAGUGGUGAUAGCGCCCCUGUGGAGCGAGGUCAACACGGCAGACUCAUCCAGCGCAGGGACCGUCUACUACCGAGUCGGCUUGACCAGGAACAGCCAGGCAGUGCAGAACGCUGAAACCAUGGUCAAGUCAUGCUACAUCAACCAGGAGGGCUUCACUGCGACAGCUGGUGCAGUGUUCACAUGGGAUAAGGUCUCAGACGUGCCGGAUGGCAAUGUGCAGCCAAAUAGCUUUCAGGCUAUACUCGUCUACGACUCGCUGCGUUCCUUUGUCAUAUUCUACUACAGUGAGCUGAACUACCUCAGUUCUACGGUGACUGGCGGAACUCAAGUGGGUUUCAAUGCUGGUGAUGUCUGGGGAGGGUUUUCAUAUCCGUACCCAAACAACGACUUCCAGAAGCUAGUGGAUAACACCAACUGUGAAGCUGCCAAUGAGAACGGUGCCUACGUGUUCCGAGUGGAUACGGAGAUCAUGACCAGUCCUGGCUGCAGUGUCAAUCAAGGGUUUUAUGCUUCGCAAGUGUGGCCCACCUCGGGCCCCAUGAUGGGCGGCAACAGAAUCAGCCUCGCCCCAACCUGCGGCCUGGGCGUCACCACGGCUAACUGCGUCUUCAAGCAAGGAGACACCGUGCUUCAGGUCGCGACGGAGCAGCAGAUCGUCGGGACUGUGCUGGUCUGCAUCCCCAGCCCGUUCUUCGUAACUGGGGACGUGUCCAUUUUGGUUUAUAGGAUCGGUGACGAUACCGAUGUUCCCGACGAUGCCGUCUAUACGCACAAGUACACAGUCGAACACCCGGACGACAGUACAGUCACCGUCGACCGCGCCUCCUCGACAUCCUCUUCCUGGACAACAGCUGGCUCACCGCUGACCAUCACCUGGCUCCAGAGUCUCUUCAAUAAGCCGUCGACGCUACCAACUACAGCCAAUCCAGGUGCCGAAAACCUGCGAAUCUCGGUCAUGCAGUACGACGAGGCUGUGGCCAACCAGGAGCCGACCUGGAAGGAUGUCUACGAUCUUGGGACGAACAUCCCGAACACGGGGAGGUUCUCCUUUACCCCGGGACCCCUGGAGAACAUCACGCAGGACAACCCAUGGGGAGUAAUCCGUGUGCAGCGAAUGGACGGAUACCCAGUGGCACUGUACAGUGAUGCCCAUAUGCUAGGAUACCUGCUUGACCAGGAUUAUCAGGACGACCCGACACAGUGGGCUGAUGCCGAGUGUAAAAGAUGGGACGUUGAGGAGGACAAGUCCAACGACAACGACGAUCUGCCGUCCUAUCUAGCCAACGUGCCGCCGUGUCCAUGCACGUUGGAGCAGGCGCUGAUCGACACCAGCCACUUCAUGCGGCAGCGGGGAGGCUGUGCGAUCAACGCCGACUACCAGUCCUGUACAAGGCAAGGGGACAGCAGAAGGACAUGCUUCAUGAGCGUAGGUUCAGCUUCAGGUGCCGAAUGUUGUUACGACGUUGACAACAGUAACCUAGUCUUCUCUCUGGACGACCGAACGGGCGGCUCCUCGGACAAAGCGGCUAUGUUGGGAGUUCCCCCUUACGGCCUACCGGGCCGCACCCCGUACUUUUCCCACUGGACGGUGGAUGUCAUGCCGUACCAGGUGUGCUGCCGUUGGGGCGACGACGACGCUUGCCGGCUGUACCUGGAGAACCGACGGCCCAAGGGCUGCGCCGAUUACGGCGAGCGACAGUCGGGUUUUAUCUUUGGCGAUCCCCAUUUUAUCACCUUUGAUCAAAGGCGCUACACCUUCAACGGCAUUGGAGAGUACCGGAUGAUGGAGGUCAGCGGCCCGGAAUUCAAGUUGUUUGGCCGCACCACGGUGGCCACCGACAAUUUAAAGGAAGAUGCCCCAGUUGCGAGCUUCCUGAACGCCGUCGUGAUGCAAGAGACCGGAAGUGACAUCGUCCACGUCGAGCUGGGUAAUCUGCGAUCACUGAACCUCUACGUCCACCAGGGAAAUGCCUUCACACAGCCCGACCUGUUCUUGAAUACUGACAUCGAAUAUGACCCGCUGUAUCUAAAAGGGGUCACCGUGUUUGUCAAUUCGCAAUUCAGCCGGAUCCUGGUUGCCUUUCAAACAUCCAAGAUACUCGUCGACGUGGCCGCGUGGACUCAGGGCAUAUCGGCCGAGGUCAUUGCGCUCAAGACGGACUUUCCCGCCUCUGCAAUAGUGACUGGUCUGCUGGGUGACAUGGACAAUGAUCCGGAUAAUGAUAUCAGACAGGUCAAUAAUGCCGUCUAUACCGGGGACGAUCCACAGCAAAUAUUCGAUGUCGUGAAAGAAUGGGUCACCACGAGCGCAAGUGAACCCUCUUUCCACUAUGACGGGAAAACGAAGCACAAGAACUACCAGAACACAACAUUUGUGCCCGUCCUCGUGACACCCGACUCUAGCACCCUGGACCCAGCGAUAGCACCACUGCUCGAGACCACGUGUAAGGGUCUGGAGGAGUGCAUCUACGAUAUGUCUGUCACCCAGACCGUGGUGGCCGGGCAGAACUGCUACACGGAAAAUCUGGAGUAUGAGGAACGGCGUGACCAAGUCCUGGCAAAAAUCGAGACCUGUGCGUACAUACCGAGUCCUGCGAAGGGGAAGGUCGAGUACUCAAAUCCGAGCGAGAAAUACGCCGUGGGAACCUCCAUCACUUUCUCCUGUGUCGACACUAAAUCCAUCCUGAUUGGACCUUCAACCCGUACCUGCGAGACAAGCGAGAGCGGUCCUACCUGGUCGGACGCAACCAUGCCCGAGUGCUCAGAAACAAACUGCAACACUGACGAAGUGGGUGGAGCCGACGUCAUCAGCACGAGCUACGUGGAUGGCAAUCUGCAGGUCGUCUUCGGCUGUCCGGGCACAUCAGUGCGUUACACGCUGACCUGCAUAGGGGGCAGCUGGGAAGGCGCCAGGAUCGACUGCUUGGAUGACGGUAGUCGCGGUAGGACCAUUGGAAUCAGCAUCGGUCUAGUCCUGGCGGUUCUCGUCUGUCUGGGCGCCAUAUUGUGCGGCAUCAUGUGCUACAAGAGAAAACCGCGAGGGUGGUCACCCUGGUCGAGACAAUCGUAUGACGUCGUGGCAAUGACCGAGAAUCUGGGCAUCGAGAAGGCAGAGGUCGGGGAAACAACUAUCGCCGACCCCGAGGCUGCGCAUCGGUCGAAAUCCGCCUCAGGUGCACCGGCUGACGGCCCGGAGGCCCCCAUGCCGGACGUGGUUGCGCGCGGUGCUGGUGACGCCGGCACUGAUGACAAUCCGGCCGGGAUCUGGCAGGGGCCGGACGUCAAUUCAACGCAAGGAUAUGACGAGCCCGAUGACCUGGCCAAUGACUCCGCUGAUGACAAGCCAACAAUGUCAGAUGGCCAGAAGGUACCGGCGGAGGGCGCCAGUGCCAAGCCUACCCCUCCCACCAAACCGUCCAGAAAGGACCGGCCGGCCUCCCGGAUCGGUGCCGGUAACACACAACAGGGAAUGAGCAAGGGAGCCAGACCAGGCCAGGAGGAGGGCGACAUGCCUUCUUGGAGCGAUGGCGGAGAUAUUGCCGAUCUCGGAGAUGACAAACCUCCCGUAAGGGAAUUAUUCAUCUGAGUCAAGAUGAAUUUCGGGUACAAACCAUAAGUCCUGACUUGCAGCUUCAACGGUAAGCAAAUCCGAAACAAACAUGCAAACCCACCCAAUACCUAUUUUGACAAAGAACAAACAGCCCACAACUUAAAAAUAACCCAUAUUAUUCGUUAUUUCUUAUCUAUGUCUGAGGGAACUUCGCUUGAAAACAUUUGACAAGAACAAGUACUGGACGAGUCUGUAAUAACCGUACUAUAUAACUAUCUAUCGAACUUUUCUUUGGUUUUAUAAGACUUUUAAGGUUUUUGUCAUAUCAAACAUAAAGUGUUUGCAUUAAAAAAAAAAAUAAAAAAAUACUGAUGUGACUGCACUGUUUGAAAUGCAGUCACAUCAGUACGCGGUUUCAAUAAAUUUGGGGCCGUGGUCAGAUUCUUUUUAUUGUGUGUUCUUUGCUAGUGCUUUUCUUCAG
Molecule: messenger RNA, 4526 nt
Organism: Patiria miniata (bat star)
Lineage: Eukaryota; Metazoa; Echinodermata; Asteroidea; Valvatida; Asterinidae
Product: sushi domain-containing protein 2-like
Exons: 20
Coding region: 164-4081 (1305 amino acids)
Biological process (GO): cell-matrix adhesion
Source: RefSeq, a predicted model, not a curated record